This is a messenger RNA of Nomascus leucogenys (northern white-cheeked gibbon), 1554 nucleotides long. It is a transcript of the gene PRSS16, whose product is annotated as serine protease 16. Gene Ontology annotation, molecular function: serine-type exopeptidase activity; dipeptidyl-peptidase activity. The record is from RefSeq and is a predicted model, not a curated record. Gene Ontology annotation, biological process: proteolysis. NCBI's taxonomy places the organism in Eukaryota, Metazoa, Chordata, Mammalia, Primates, Hylobatidae. Gene Ontology annotation, cellular component: lysosome; endosome.
CCGAACACCAUGGCCGUCUGGCUUGCCCGGUGGCUGGGCCCUCUGCUCUUGGUUUCCCUCUGGGGACUCUCGGCUCCAGCCUCCCUUCUUAGGCGCCUGGGUGAGCACAUUCAGCAGUUUCAGGAGAGCUCUGCCCAGGGCCUGGGCCUGAGCCUGGGGCCAGGUGCUGCAGCCCUCCCAAAAGUGGGGUGGCUGGAGCAACUGCUGGACCCCUUCAACGUGUCCGACAGACGAUCCUUCCUACAGCGUUACUGGGUGAAUGACCAACAUUGGGUUGGCCAGGAUGGACCCAUAUUCCUGCAUCUUGGAGGUGAGGGCAGCCUUGGGCCUGGCUCAGUGAUGAGAGGCCAUCCCGCAGCCCUGGCCCCAGCCUGGGGUGCCCUGGUGAUAAGCCUGGAACACAGAUUUUAUGGCCUGAGUAUACCUGCUGGAGGCCUGGAAAUGGCCCAGCUCCGCUUCUUGUCCAGCCGCCAUGCGCUGGCUGAUGUGGUCUCUGCCCGCCUGGCACUUUCCCGCCUCUUUAACGUCUCCUCCUCCAGCCCCUGGAUCUGCUUCGGAGGUUCCUAUGCCGGCUCCUUGGCCGCCUGGGCCCGGCUGAAGUUCCCACAUCUCAUUUUCGCGUCCGUCGCCUCCUCCGCCCCGGUGCGGGCCGUGCUGGAUUUCUCCGAGUAUAAUGACGUGGUAUCCAGAAGCCUAAUGAGCACUGAGAUCGGCGGGUCCCUGGAGUGCCGGGCGGCGGUGUCCGUCGCCUUCGCUGAAGUGGAGCGGCGGCUGCGCUCGGGUGGGGCGGCUCAAGCAGCGUUGCGGACAGAGCUGAGCGUGUGCGGGCCCCUGGGCCGCGCUGAAAACCAGGCGGAGCUGCUGGGGGCGCUGCAGGCACUGGUGGGAGGUGUAGUGCAGUAUGAUGGGCAGGCGGGAGUACCGCUAAGCGUGCGACAGCUCUGCGGACUUCUCCUCGGGGGCGGGGGCAACCGCAGCCACUCCACGCCCUACUGCGGGCUUCGUCGGGCGGUGAAGAUUGUCUUGCACAGCCUGGGCCAGAAGUGUUUAAGCUUUUCCCGAGCAGAGACAGUGGCACAGCUGAGGAGCACAGAACCUCAGCUGUCCGGUGUGGGUGACCGGCAGUGGUUGUACCAGACAUGUACCGAGUUCGGCUUCUAUGUCACCUGUGAGAAUCCCAGAUGUCCUUUCUCCCAGCUGCCAGCACUGCCCUCCCAGCUAGACCUAUGUGAGCAGGUGUUUGGGCUCUCAGCCUUGUCAGUAGCCCAGGCUGUGGCUCAGACGAACUCCUACUACGGUGGCCAGACCCCUGGGGCUAACCAAGUGCUGUUUGUUAAUGGGGACACAGACCCCUGGCAUGUGCUAAGUGUAACACAGGCUUUAGGAUCCUCAGAAUCAGCUCUUCUUAUCCGCACUGGCUCCCACUGCUUGGACAUGGCACCUGAGAGGCCCUCAGACUCCCCCAGCCUCCGCCAAGGGCGCCAGAACAUCUUCCGGCAGCUGCAGACCUGGCUCAAGCUGGCAAAGGAGAGCCAGAUUAAGGGUGAGGUCUGA